This is a messenger RNA of Pleurotus ostreatus (oyster mushroom), 1650 nucleotides long. RefSeq lists its product as uncharacterized. The coding region runs from base 1 to 1650 and encodes 549 amino acids. The transcript has 9 exons. Lineage: Eukaryota; Fungi; Basidiomycota; Agaricomycetes; Agaricales; Pleurotaceae. The record is from RefSeq and is a predicted model, not a curated record.
AUGGUGGCAUUCCUCAGGAUUUUCUCCGUUUUUAGCUACUGCCUUCUUGCAGCGUGCCUUCGACACAUCCAAACGACCCAGCUUGGACUCGAUCCCCCAACCAUAAAUCGGUUGAACGGCGAAUCAUUCCAGCAAGACGCACUUGCCACGUUCAAUGGAUACCAGUACGCGGUCCUCUGGGAGGUCAGCGAACGGAAUAUGUCUAUUAGGCACGUAGUUGUUGCAAGAAGGGUUGUGGGAGGAGAGUUCGAGAAAUUGGUUCUGGACGACUACGGACAGGUUGAAGACGACGGCCACGACGUCAUCUCUCUUGGAAUAUCUCGAACGGAUGGCAGCCUGCAUCUGAUAUUUGAUCAACACGAUAACGACCUCCGUUACCGCUCCUCAACCCUCGGAGUCGCGACAAAUCCGACUGAAACAAUAUGGGCGGCCGAUGUAGUAUUUACUUCCUCUAUUUUGAACUUCCUCCCUGGUCUUUCAUCGAUUGAAAAAUCCACUCACUUCUCGAACGUCACUUAUCCCAGGUUCUUGGACAUCCCUCGCCAAGCUCAGAAACUCAUACCUGCAAUAGGAACAGUGGGUACCCCUGACCUACUCCUUGAACUCCGCGUAGGGCGCUCUGGUUUGGGUGACGAUUGGUUAUAUCAUUAUUAUCCUGCCGAUAUAGAGACAAAUCAAAGCGGGAGGUGGGUGGAAGUUGGUAAAUAUUUGCUGGGCGUGAACAACAACCCGUACAUAAACGGGCUCGAUUUUGAUCUGCAAGGGAACUUGCACACCACCUGGACGUACCGCGAUUUCAUCAACGACACAGGUAAAGACGUCGCUGUACAGGCAGGACCUAACGGGCCCGAGAAUAACCACGACCUAAACUACGCAUACUCGCCAGAUGGAGGGUAUACAUGGAAGAACACAUGGGGCCAGGACGUCGCCAAUGUCCCCGCCACGGCGAACCUUUCUGCGGGGAGCAGUAAACUGGGGCGAAUUGGGGCCGUGCCAUCAGGUACCCCGAUUGCCCCGACUUCACCUGGCAUUGUAGUAUUCGGUAUUCCCAAAUUUGGUGGGAUCCUCAACCAAGAAGCCCAAACCGUUGACUCGGCAGGCAGGGUCCACGUCUUGAAUCGGGAGAAUGGUACGGGCGUUGAGCAAUGGUUCCACUACUGGCGAACGCCCACAUCCGACAAGUCCACGAGCGGUUAUUGGAUUCGCACAUCGCUCCCACUUUCCAUUCCAGGCGAUCCGAAUAACAUAACAGGGAUCGUCGGUGUCAUUGGGAAAAGAGGGAAAUUAAUUAGUGUCAGCGGUUCAUCAACGCAUCAAAAUACGUCUGCGCCGUCGGAGAGCAGCUCAGGACCAGGUAACGAUCAUGGCGAUAGCGAUGACAUUCUCUUCGCGAUCCUUCCUUCCAACGCACCCUCUCCCAAUAAUGCCACCACGCAAUCCAGCGCUUUGACCAUCCUGCAAAGCACUUCGAAAGGACAAUUUGAAGAUUGGGCAGUCGCGUGGACUUCUGCAGGGGGUUGUGGAUGGGAGCCUUUGGCCGAUCGGUAUCGGAUAUCCGAAGGUGUCUUAAGUUUGUAUCUGGUGAAUUCAGAUGAGAGCACUGGUAAAGAGACAGGAGUUGUGGAGGUUGUUGAUUUGCAGGUUGUGUAA